GCACAAAGACGAGGAAGCUGGGAUAUUUUGAAAACUAUGUUAAUGAGCAGACGAAGAUUUGGCGAUAAUAAGUUCAUUUCAAACACGACCUCGCGUACUCACCCAACAAUGAAAGCUUUCAGCCCUCGGCACGAAGACGUGGAGGGUUGCUAAACCUCUGUGGGUGUGAAUUUUAUCUUUCUUUUGCGCAUAUAUAUAGGAAUUUUAUAUGUGUAGAUAUGCAUGGAAUUUGAUAUGUGUACCCAGGGACCUUGGUCAGUCGCGGACUGCAGGCAAGUAGCAGACGACAACAGCGUCGUGCAUGCAGCAGCAACAACAACAACAACAAAGGAAGAGCGGUUGACGACACCUGUCCUUGCAGGUAACGGACCCUCCCCGCGCAGCCGACUGAAGACAGUAAAAGCUCGCACUGGGUUUGAAGUCUCCUCCACCUGGCAAGCACCUACUGUCUCUAACGUUGCGUGAUCGGAGCGACCCUUGACCCGUGACCUUGCGAACCCUCGGAACCAAUGGGAUUGUGGGAGGGACAGGGUGAGGGGAAACACCCCGUAUCAACGCUGCAGUGAGAGACGUGGGCUGUGAGGUGAUGCAAGUGGCGACCUUCCAGGCUCCUUCAUCACGAUGACCAGCCGCCUUCAUCGUCAUCCCGUCGUCAAGGUCCAGCGACUGCCGACCUGUGAACCUGCGGAAUGGGGACAUGACAGACUGGAGGGGCAGCAGCGGAGGAGUGGAGAUGGUCAACUCAGAUCGUCUCUGCAGCAAAUGUUCCCCUCAUCCACCCGUACCGCUGACCUGUGGAUGCCCAGGAUUCAUCUUCACCGGAUUACCGAUUGUGAAAACCAGAAAUAAAAGUGGUUGAGUGCUGAAAGGACUACGCAGUGCCAGGAUUCAGUGUCAGAAUUGUUGACUACAAAUUUCACGAUGAAUGGAUGAGAUUUUUUUCAGGAAUGUUCUUGCAGCAAUGCUGAUUUCUUCUGGAGUGUGCAAACUACGUGCAAGACCUCGAAUUCAUUCAGGAAUUAAACAGUGCUGGAUUACUGAUUACAGGAAUGACACGUGAAUGAUAAUUGGUCAGGAUGAAAAAAAAAUGUGCAGGAUUACCAAACACGUUUGUUCAGCAUUGGUGAAUGAAUACAUUCAGGAUUACUGAAUACGCUGAUUGUUGAUCACUGAAUACAGCUGUGCAGGAUUGUUGUCUGCCUUCAGGAUUGAACUUCCCGCAACGACCGGUCAUUAUCCUUUGCUGAGGAACAAGGUGGACGGCUUGCUGAUAGUCCAACAAAGCGGUCGUGGGUUCAUUACAGAUUCUGAAACUUCCUCUGGACCACGACCUCAGUGGCGCCCUCGCUCAAGACUGACGAUGAUCCACGCGGGCAACCUUCUCCUUCGGAAUUGUGGUGGCCGUUGUCGGCGUUGUUGCUGUUGUUGACGUGUCGGCGCGUGCAAUCUUCGUCUACUAGCCAUGCGUUGGGCGGGAGGAGGGAGCAGCAUCACCUCGUACUUCUCAUCGCGAUGCCUGGCUGGACGGCAAGGGGAGAUCAGUGUGUUAUCAACGGUGUGGAUUACUGUUCUUGCUUUGAUGCUUGGUCACUGCGUUCGGCCGUGUUUUCAGUUCGUCGGAUUUCAUGGAGGCUCGCUGACGCGGACGUUGCAGACGCUGCAGCAGUACACGUGCGAGGGGAAGACGAUGUUGAUCUCGUGUCCAGCCUCCACCGUCAUCAGUGUCCAGUACGCCAAGUUCGGCCGCUCGGUGCCCAGCGCCAGGAUGUGUCCUGCCGGAGACACGCUUACCUCCCCUGCACUGAUGUCCGAAGUGAUGCUCGCCCCUGGCUACAGGGUCACGGCAGCUGAGGACACCAACUGUCUGGCCAUCCGCUCCCUGGAGGUUUUGCUGGAGCUCUGCGAACAUCAGCCUCGUUGUCAAGUGCGGGCCGAGUCAACGACAUUUCGCCAGGAUCCUUGUCCGGCAACUUCCAAGUACCUUGAGGUCCACUACAAAUGUCGUCCGAAUGAUUUUCAGCGUCAGACAGUGUGUGAAGGGGAACAAAUGGAGAUUGGAUGUGGGAAAGCCUUGCGAAUAGCUGUGUAUUCCGCCAUGUUUGGCAGAGCACCGAACGGUUCAGUGUCGUGUCCUUCCGACAGGCCGGGUUACUUUGACUGCCAGGCGGCUGAGACGGUGUCAGAGGUCAGGGGCGCAUGUCAAGGCCGAAAGCGUUGCGACUUGCUGGCGUCGGAGGCAGUCUUUGGCAACCCCUGCGCGGCAGGUAUCAAGAAAUACCUCGCCGUCACCUACGCCUGCGUGCCAAAGAGAAUCCUAAAAGAACUUCACAGGCACAAAGGUCACUUGAAGGCAAGACAUAACAAGAAGAGAGGGAAAAAAAAAGCUCAGGAGGUGGAGGGGAAGGCAUACCAGCUACAGAUGGAACAGAUCUGGAAAUAGGAAUCCCAAGGGACGCCCAUGCAGCCUCCCAGUCUUUAGAACUGCUGGAGAUCUCACGAGGAACAGACACUCAGGAACAAGCUUCAGCAGAUGCUGCAGAAACAACUGACAGAGAAAUCCCACAGCCUGACAUCACUCAGGACUUGAGUCAGAUUAGAAUCACCAGCCCACUCAUCAGUUCAGACCAAGAACAGCUUUUGAUCAUCAGCAGACAGAAUCGGACCAGUCCUGUUGCUCUAACUCCAGCAGACCACACAGAGACUGAUGAGUCCUUGCUUGUCACAAGCACUGCUGCUGCUGCUUCUGCAGAUCCUCCUGAUAUGGGAGGUAUUUCAGACCUUGUAACACAUAUGGACUUACCCAGUACUGAAGGAGCCUUAUCCACAUCACAGACAGAGGUUGCUCCGAGUGUACACAGUGCUGUAGAGACAAGUCCAGAAAGUGGUCUGUCUGUGGUGUGCAUCAAUGUUACGAUGUCUACCAUCAGGACAGCUGCGGGCAGCAGUGAUGCACCCAUGGGAGUUGCAAAGGACUGGUUCAGCACUUUUAUGUUUAUUCACUAUCACCAAGAAAAAGCCAUUUUGUAUGUGGUGCUGGGAGUUUGUAUUGGAGUAAUCUCUCUCUUGACCAUAGUGCUCGGACAGGUAUGUGUGCAGUUCAAGAGAAAGUCAAGAGCAAAAUUAGACUUGACAGAGCCGACUCACAGUCGCAAUGUUACCCACAAUCAUAGUACUCUUGAGACACCGAUGCUUGAACGCUCAGACUCGAUAGAUCGAAUAGAAGUUGUGCGGUUUGAACCUCGAGGAACAAUGCGUUCAGGAUACCACAGCACACUACGCAGUGAUUCAGGGGACAGAAGCUUGAGCAACUAUUAUGGAUGACGGUCAGCCAAGCCUUUCAAGAAAGGCAGACAGUUUCAAUAAGCAUUUUUCUUUUGCCAGAUUUUGUGAUGAAACGCACCAGUUGAAGGUGAAAGAGGUGGUUGUUGACUGUACUUUAUGUGCAUUAAGUGGAAAGUCUAGUCAAGACCUUGACUUUGCCUGAUCCCAUACAAGCUGCAUCUUAUCCAAGAAAAUGAUGACCUUAAAAACCAAGAGAUGUGUGCUGAAGAAGAUUGCCUACAGCGUUAAACUGAGCUGAUGUUCUCAAAACAGUACAAGCUGUUUAUGAUGCAAAAUACUGGGAAAGUGACAAAUAGGUAACAGUUUUAUAUCUUUGUACAACCAAAAAAAAAAAGAAAGGGGAUACAGGUAAAUAAGGCCAGGUUAUUUAUCAGACCAUACGCCCACUGAUGAAGAAUACGAAUACCAACAGUCGGGGAAUGUAGUCUUGCUUGCAGUGAAAUGAGUCAAUAACUCCAUGUCUGUAUAAAAUAUAAUGUGGCUGCAAUUCAGGUAUGUUGUGUAGUAGUGGGACCACAAACAUGCCACAGAUCUGAACAGGCUGUUAAUAAUAACCAGUUUAUUCCACUAUGUUUCCUGUGCAUAGUUCCUCACAGUAUGACUGCUGGCUGAAAUGCCACAUCUUUUUCAUUAACCAAGCUGAGGAAAGAUCUACUACAGUGUUCCCUUGACCAGGCAAAAUGGUGGCUGCCUUGUCUGAUCUUUAGCCCACUUGGGUCAUACUUGCCUUUAACUUGCUGCCCAAUAAUAGGCAGUUAAGGUUUAGGAUGCUUGUUUACAUUUGCACACAAAGCAAAUGCUUUAAAUGUCAGCAUUAAAAGUGCAUCUGCAAACAAAUUUCAGCCAUCCCUGGUAAAUUUCAUCUCAUAUUUUCAUUGAGCUACUUCAGCAUGUUACAAUUUUUACAUUGCAAACUAAAUGUUUAAUGACUGCACAGUUCUGCACGAACUAUAAUUUGCUUUUAAAAUAUGGCCUUGAGAUACACAGUUUUGUUGUCAUUGCUAAAAAUGAUGAAUGACAUACAUCGUUUAAAUAAGUGAGAAAAGCUGCUAAAAUUUACAGGUUUAGAAGGAAAAAAAAGUUUGAAGAUAGUAGUGUAUUUUUUAGAAAUAUUAUGGACUUAUUACAAACUAUUUUGUAGAAAACAUUCUGAUUUAUAAUUCUUUCAGUUUUUUAUUUACUUUAAAGGGGAGGGGAGAGGAUGUGGUAGAGUUACAUGUUGAUGUAUUUCAUGAAUAUGAUGAAAAAGAUUUUAUGGUAACAGGGUAGCAAUGGUACAUUAUGAGUAUCUCUUAAAUUAUUCUAGUAUUGCAAAACUUUUUAAGCCAUAUGUAAUUGGCUAAAAUCUUUUUUUUAAUUACAUUUGUUUAUUUUGUAAAUGUUUUAUUUGUAAACAUUUGCUUUAGCAUGAUUUUGACUCAAGAGCCACUACGUUUUAGGUUCAUAUUCAGUUUGGCACAUGUACAAAUUGCAAUAUUACAGCAAUGAAAAUGAAUCAUAAUAGCAGGGAAAAACAUCCUUUUAGUGAAGAGACAACAUUUGGUGAAGUGACUGUGGCAAGUUUGUAGUAACAUGGUGUCAUUUAUCUUUCCAGCUAUGUCAUUCUUAUCAAUUCUUAGAAAUACAGAUUUAUUCAGAGCAUAAAAUUGCAUAAUAAUCAUCAUUUUGUUGUUUAUACAUAGUGAUACUGUAUCUUGUUUGUAUAAUUCUGUGAUCCUGAGAUCUAAGAUAUAAUCAAAUUUUUAUACAUGAAUUAUGUUCAUUUGGAACAUAUUGUUCCAUUUUGAUAAUUAACAAACUUUUCUUUGUUUUUUUAUUAAAAGAUAUUAUUUCAGUUUAACUUUAUACUUUUACCAUGUGUUUGAGAAAUGAGAGAGAAAGAAUGUAGGAAGGCAUAAAGGCAAAAAAAUGAAUAUGAUCAUGCUGAUAUGAAAAAGAGAGAGAGUGUGUGUGUGCCUGCACACCAGCGCAAAAUACUGAUUAUGUAACUUAUUGCACAGCACAAGCUAUCAGUUGUAAAUUUUAACUGGAUGCAUAACUAUAUAUUUGGUACAAAGUCAUAUGGGUGUUAUAUACAAGAUAUUCUGGUUUUACUUUGCAUUUGUAUGAUACUUUCAUUCUGACAUCUUUAGAUUAUUGAACCCAAAACUACGGUAAUGCACUUUUACAAAAACAGUUGUUUGUUUUUGUUUUUUGCCGAUGGCAAGUUCCAUUUAAGGCUAUGGCUAUACAGAUGAUAAGAUUUCUAGAAAGUUCCUUAGGCCUGUGACAGCUUUUGAAUGAGUCAGACAAUAAUAAAUAGAAAAUAUUAAAAGGGAAAGCAUUGUGCAGGCUCUGUCACAUUUCUUUAUUUAUGGCUUUUUCUGUAUUCAUGAUAUGUAAACAUCUUUAGCACAACUGUCUUGCAGCAUGUACCUUAUUUUCUUUAGUCAGGAGAGGUCUCCAUAUCACUUUUAAUGCCCUAGUCUUUAUCUUCUACUUGGAAAGAAUGCAGUUAUGAAAAAUGUGUUCACUUCACCACAUACAGCUAUGCCACAAACUUCUUUAUGCCGAUAUUAAAACAUUGUAAUUUGGUUCUAAAUUGAAGCGAUCUAUAUUCCUUCAAGCAUUCAUUUAAAUACCUUGAUAAAAUAUCUCAUGAAGUCCCUGGAUUUUCUUUUAUUUAUAGAGGUGAGACGUUCACACGGUGUUGAUGUAAAUGCAUGAGACCAAGCAUUUCUAAAGUGUGCAGUGUUGUUAAUCUCUUACAGGAAGCUGCAAUUUUAUGUACAAAUUGUGAUUAAAGAUUUUCUUUUUACCAAAAGGAAGAAAUGUCCUUGCUUUCACUUUUGUAAUAUUUUUAACAUAUUAUGUGCACUGAUACGGAGAAGGAAAUUUUCCCAGCUGACAAAAUUGCUGAAUUCUUCUAACUUCAAAAAUGUAGUUUUGCUGAAACGUUUUUCAUACAUAAAGGUUGUGAUUUUUCGUCCUUCCAUGUUUUUCUCACUUCUACUCUAAAUCAUAACUUACUCAUAGGUUUAGAAAACUUUAAAAAUAAAAAGAAGAAAGAAAUAAAACUGUAUUUAGGGAAUGUGUUGAAAGUAAAAUGACAUAUCUAAAAUUGCUCAACAGUAUUUAAAAUAUAUUCUAUAAUUAAAUAUUCAACAUCAGAAUUUUGAUGCUGUCACAUUUCUUCAGAUUCCCUAAGGCAGCAAAUAUCAUACCAAUCUUCAACUGUCAUCUGUUGACAUUUAUUUUGGGUUCAAGACCAAACCUAUCUUACAGCAAAGAAUGGUUUGACCCAAGCAGGAAGACGAGGAGCACACAAGGUGCUGGCUACCCUUGUGGUCGUUUUUCACUAAUUGCUUCCAUCUACCCCUACAACCAUUUUUUCCUGCCUCCUCCAGAUCGAAUCUAUUCUUUGUGGACAGUGAAAGUUUGGCCUUUAAUCACUAAAUGUAUUCAGUAUGAAAACAGUGUUUCAAACUACUGGAAUGUUUUUUUUCUGAUUUGGGGUUCCUUUACCAGAAAUCAAGAUUUGUAAUAAAUGUAGUAUAUUGUCAUAUUUUCCUAACAUUGCUAUUAAAUAAUACUGAAUGUGUUCAGCAUAAAAAACAGGGUUAGCAACUACAGGAAUAUGUUGGGGUUUUUUCACUUUACCGAAAGUCAGGGUUUGUAACAAAUGUAAUAUAUUGUCAUACUUUCCUAAUGCUGCUACUAAAUAAUUUGAAAGUUUAUGUAAAUGUAGUGAGUGUUUGUCAGCCAGUUCAAGAUUGAUUCAGACUGUAGUCAUACAAGCUUUGAAUAUAUUUUGUAUGGUAUGUGAAUUAAAAGGUCCACUAAACAAUGUGGAAACCAGGAUUCUA
Messenger RNA from Pomacea canaliculata, 7187 nucleotides. RefSeq names its product protein eva-1 homolog C-like. Lineage: Eukaryota; Metazoa; Mollusca; Gastropoda; Architaenioglossa; Ampullariidae. The transcript is spliced from 9 exons. The coding region runs from base 1463 to 2440 and encodes 325 amino acids. The record is from RefSeq and is a predicted model, not a curated record. Gene Ontology annotation, molecular function: carbohydrate binding.